GUCGACUUGGUCUUACCUAUUUUAAGGUCCGCGGUUUUUAAUUGUUCGUAAUUAGGUUUUAUUUCAAUCUCCUUUAUUCCAUAUCCAUUCUUAAUCCUCUAAUUUUCAAUCUACCUUCAACUUCUCAAUUUUCAAUUAUGUCUACAUUCAGAAGAGGAUCGAUUUUUCAAAACCAAGACGUGCCGGAAGUCACAUCACCUUCCGUAGGUCAAGAUAGAAGUGCUAGAGAUUUCAAUAGUUUCUUUUCUUCACCUGAUCAAAGCCUAAGUCCAUCAAGAAACAAUUCUGGGGAAUCAUUGAACUCUUCAGAGUAUUUUUCUUUAAGUACGCCACGCAGUUCAAUGAUUGGUCGGCAAUCUGUCCCUAAUUAUUCUACACGCCAAUAUACAGCUCAGGAGCAAUUAGCAAAUAUAAGACGCAACUCUCUUCAUUUGCCGUAUCUCGCGGAUCGUAGUUUGACAAAUAUGACUGAUUUUGGAAAUGUAAGUCAAACCGAAGAAGUCGACGUCGGGCGUAAAAAUCUUCGUCGUCCAAAAUUGGAUUUAUCGUUUACCUCUUACGGUGGUUAUCAAAUUCCGCAACAACAGUAUCGUAUUUCGCCUACAUUUAGUGAUGGUAGUGAUCCGCUUCUUUCGCAUCUCAUGAUGGGAUCUAGAUCUAAUACUCCAGAUGAUUCUGACAUUUCCAACAGUCCAGAAGCUGUAUCUGAUUUAAUUAAUCAAGUUAAUAUAAAUCCUUAUGGUUCAUCUCCACUGACGGAACAAGACUUGGCUAAUAUGCAACGCAUAUCGAGUGGGAGGUUAUCUGCUGGUGAAAAUAUACAUCAUCAAACUCAAAAUUUACUAAGCACAUUAUUGGCUAACAAAAGUCAAUAUCCCACCCGUUAUGGUUCGCCAGCCGCUGGUCAGUCGCCUGUUUACGAGAAGAGAUCUCCUCCUCCGUUUUGGUCACCCACGAGACCAAAAAGCGAUAGUAAUAAUAAUCAAGUUGAAAAUCGAUCUUUAAAUCGCAAUUCGUUUAGUGGCUUACACAAAGAUCCUGUAUUUACUUGGAGUGGUCAACUUCCUAAAAUUAUACAUAGUUCCCCAAAUUAUUCUUGCAAAGUAUUUUUGGGAGGUGUACCAUGGGACAUAACUGAAGAUGGAUUAAUUAUGGCUUUUGGUCAAUUUGGAUCUAUUAAAAUUGAAUGGCCAGGCACAUCAACUAACAUAAAUCAACCGAAAGGUUAUGUUUAUGUAAUAAUGCAAUCUGAUCAAAUGGUGAAACAGUUGUUAGAGUCAUGUACUAAAAGAUUAAAUGGGAACUAUUAUUUCAAAAUUUCGUCACGAAAAAUGAAAGGCAAAGAAGUGCAAGUUAUUCCAUGGUUAAUAAAUGAUAGUAAUUGUGUUAAACAUCCUUCUCAAAAGUUGGAUCCUACCAGGACAGUAUUUGUGGGUGCGUUGCAUGGAAUGAUGAAUGCCCAAGGAUUAUUUAGAAUUAUGGAUGAUUUGUUUAGCAAUGUUUCAUAUGCAGGAAUUGAUACUGACAAGUAUAAAUAUCCGAUUGGUUCGGGCAGAGUAACCUUUAGUACUUACCAAUCCUAUACAAAAGCUGUGGCUGCAUCGUUUGUUGAAGUUAAGACUCCUAAGUUUUGCAAAAUAAUUCAGGUUGAUCCGUACUUAGAAGAUAGUGCUUGCAGCGUUUGUAAUAUUCAACUUGGUCCAUACUUCUGCAGAGAUCAAUUGUGCUAUCGUUACUAUUGCCGUGGAUGUUGGAAUUGGAAACAUACAAGUACUACAUUAAGUACACAUCGUCCGCUAAUGCGAAAUUCUAAACACACUCCAACUAGCAUAUGUUCACCACCAAGAUUUACAUCUCCUAACAACAACAGUUUUUCUUCACCUACACGUUUGAAGUGGAGCAAUGAUUAUGAAAAAUAGCCAUUUAUUUUUAUUGUUAUGUUUUGAGAGAUUAUUAUUAUGUAUUAAGAGUACAAUUUUGUUAAAAUAUUUAUUUAAUUAGUGUUCUUUAUUAUUUUUUUUUUUUUUUAUGAUGGGUUAUCAAAAAGUUUAUAAAAUUACUGGGGUUUACUAAAACAACAGUAUCUUUUUAUUUGUUGCAUUAAUAUUACUAUUCUUGAAAUUUGUA
Molecule: messenger RNA, 2127 nt
Organism: Diuraphis noxia (Russian wheat aphid)
Lineage: Eukaryota; Metazoa; Arthropoda; Insecta; Hemiptera; Aphididae
Gene: orb
Product: polyadenylation element binding protein orb
Biological process (GO): negative regulation of cytoplasmic translation
Cellular component (GO): cytoplasm; synapse; neuron projection
Molecular function (GO): mRNA regulatory element binding translation repressor activity; mRNA 3'-UTR binding; ribosome binding
Source: RefSeq, a predicted model, not a curated record